AUGUUUUUACUGAUGAUGUUUUAUUGCACUGUCUGCCAAAAAACCUUUCAGUCUCCACUGGUCCAGGCCAUAUUCAGCCGAAAUGUAGAGGAUGUGACAUUUUUGCUGACCCAUAACCAAGAUGUCAAUACACAGGACCAAGAACAAAGCACACCCCUUCAUGCUGCUGCAUAUUUAGGAGAUGUCCCUAUUAUGGAACUACUUAUUAGUUCAGGUGCAAAAGUUAACACUAAGGACCAGGGGAUGCUUACCCCUCUACAUCGUGCAGCUGCCUCAAGAAAUGAAAGGGCUGUAGCACUGCUGUUGAAACAUAAAGCAGAGGUUAAUGCACGAGACAAAUUCUGGCAGACACCCUUACACAUGGCAGCAGCAAACUGGGCCAAAGGCUGUGCUGCAGCCCUGAUACCACAUGUUUGCAGCCUGGAUGUCACGGACAGGUCAGGCCGGACACCACUACAUCACGCGGCUCACAGUGGCCACAGAGAGAUGGUGAACUUACUCCUGUCUAAAGGUGCCAAUGCAAAUGCCAAAGAUAAGAAAGAACGGCAGCCCAUUCACUGGGCUGCACACCUUGGACAUGUGGACGUUUUGAAGCUGCUCAUUUCUCACAGUUCAGAUGUGAUGAGCAGGGACAAGUGUGGCUACACUCCGCUUCAUGUUGCAGCUGCCGGCGGACACUUAGAUGUGCUAAUGUUUCUGUUAAGACUCGGGGUAGAGACCGAUGAGCCCAAUAUUUAUGGGAACACAGCGCUUCACAUGGCCUGUCACACAGGGCAGGACACUGUAGCUACAGAACUGGUGAACUGUGGUGCAAACAUCAACCAGCCUAACUACCAUGGCAACACACCGCUGCAUCUGGCUGCUGCCUCCUCCAGCGGGGUCCUGUGCCUCGAGCUGCUAGUCAACAAUGGUGCUGAUGUUAACGUGCAGAAUAAAGAAGGGAAGAGCCCACUACAUAUGGCUACAAUGCAGGGACGCUUCACAGGAUCUCAGAUUCUGAUCCAGAAUGGUGCAGACAUUGAUUGUGCUGACAUUGAUGGAAACAGUCCUCUUCAUGUUGCUGCCAGAUAUGGUCAGGAGCUACUGCUAAGUACUCUGCUGACAAACGGUGCUGACAAAGGCAGACAGGGGAUUCACGGGAUGCUUCCACUGCAUUUGGCGGCACUCUAUGGCUUUCCUGACUGUUGUCGCAAGUUGCUGUCUAAUGGUCAGUUUUACAACAUCAUGCCCGCUCUGACAUGUGGCCAAAUACCAAUCAUAGGGUUUGAUAUUAACCUCACUGAUGAUCACGGGAGGACUUGUCUGCAUGCAGCUGCCUCUGGGGGAAAUGUUGAGUGUUUAAAUUUGCUAUUGAAUUGUGGCUCUGAAAUGGACAUAAAGGACAAUUUGGGAAGAUCUCCUCUGCACUAUGCUGCAGCAAAUGGGAACAGCCAGUGCACAAUUUCCCUGGUGAGAGCGGGUGCAGAAAUCAAUGAGGCGGAUCUGACGGGCUGCAGCCCGCUGCACUACGCUGCUGCAUCACACACCUUCUACGGGGAGGGAACAAACUUUGAGCCAGACCUCAGAGUUGAAAAAGAACAUGAAGCCUCUCUUUGUUUAGAUUUCUUACUUGACAAUGGGGCAAAUCCAACUCUGAAGAAUAGCAGGGGCUACAGUGCCGUCCAUUACGCUGCAGCUUAUGGAAACAAACAGCAUCUUGAACUGCUGUUGGAAAUUUCUUUUAACUGUCUCGAAGAGGUUGAAAGUAAUAUUCCCGUCAGUCCUUUGCACUUAGCUGCAUAUUAUGGCCACUGUGAGGCACUGCGCUUGCUUUGUGAGACUUUAGUCAGUCUGGAUGUACGGGACGUUAAAGGCCAAACUGCUCUCCACCUGGCUGCUCAGAGAGGCUUUUCCCACUGUGUGGAGGUUCUGUUGAAGCAUCAAGCCUCCUACACGCUGAAGGAUCACAAGCACAAACAGACAGCUCUGCAUGCUGCAGCUGCGGAAGGUCACGUGGACUGUCUGCUUUUAUUGGUCAACAAGGAUCAAAGUGAAGACAUCAUUGACAGUCAGGACACACAGGGACACACGGCUCUCAUGCUGGCAGCUCUGGGAUGUCACACUGACUGCAUCUACAUCCUGUUGGAGAAAAAAGCGAAUGCUGAUGCUGCAGAUAAACAGGGUUUUACUGCUCUGCACAGAGCAGCCAUGUUGGGCAGUGAGGACUGUGUAUCUGCUCUGUUGGAACAUGGGGCUUCUGCUCUGUGCAGAGACUCUCAGGGAAGGACACCGAUGCACCUCGCAGCUUCCUGUGGUCACACAAACUUACUCCACACUUUGUUAAUGGCUGCUAAGAAAGCUGACCCUCUGGACUCAAUGUUAGACUACAGAGGCUACACGCCCACACACUGGGCAGCCUACCAUGGGCAUGAAGGAUGUUUACACGUUUUACUUGAAAACAAGCUUGUUAGCAACCAGGAAGGAAAUUUGUUUACUCCAUUGCACUGUGCUUUAGUCAAUGGACACGAUGCUGCCGCUGGACUUCUGGUGAAGACUGUAGGCCCUCAAACUAUUCACAUUAGUGAUUCCAAAGGAAGGACUCCACUGCAUGCAGCUGCUUAUUCAGGAAGUGUUGCUGGGCUACAGCUGGUUCUGGCCCAGGGAGCAGAGGUCAAUACAGUGGACAACAAUGGAUGCUCGGCUGUGAUGGUUGCAGCUGACAGUGGACAGACCAAUGCUGUUGAGUUCUUGCUGCACACAGCGAAGCCAGACCUGACCCUGGUGGAUGUUAAUAAUAACACAGCACUUCACUUAGCCUGCAGCAAGGGUCAUGAGAUGUGUGCUCUGCUGAUCCUGGGAGAGAUCACGGAUUCCUCCCUCAUCAAUGCAAGAAACAACACUCUCCAGAUGCCCCUUCAUAUUGCAGCAAGAAAAGGUUUGGCCACUGUAGUGCAGGUGUUACUGAGCAGAGGAGCAGCAGUCAUGGCCGUAGACGUGGAAGGUCACACACCAGCUCUGGCCUGCGCCCCAAACAAAAACGUAGCAGACUGUUUGGCCCUCAUCCUCUCCACCAUGAAGCCUUUUCCUCCCAAAGAGGCCGACACCAGCACAGCUUCCCACUUCAGCCCCAUCUUGAAGAAUUGUGGUAUUUCUGCCACCUGUGGUUCCAAUGGAAACUUGUGUCAUGCUUAA
This is a messenger RNA of Menidia menidia (Atlantic silverside), 3171 nucleotides long. NCBI's taxonomy places the organism in Eukaryota, Metazoa, Chordata, Actinopteri, Atheriniformes, Atherinopsidae. The record is from the annotation of a GenBank genome assembly.